Molecule: messenger RNA, 3966 nt
Organism: Gavia stellata (red-throated loon)
Lineage: Eukaryota; Metazoa; Chordata; Aves; Gaviiformes; Gaviidae
Gene: ABCB5
Product: ATP binding cassette subfamily B member 5
Exons: 28
Coding region: 1-3966 (1321 amino acids)
Biological process (GO): transmembrane transport
Cellular component (GO): membrane
Molecular function (GO): ABC-type transporter activity; ATP binding; ATP hydrolysis activity
Source: RefSeq, a predicted model, not a curated record
AUGACAGAUUGUUUUGUAAAUUCCAUAGAAAAGGAGCUCUCCGAUGCUGAAUCUGCAAGCAAGGGAUAUGCCAACCCUUCUUUCCAACAUGAUGAAAAUCUUGAACAAAGUGACCAGUUAAAGCCCACGAGAAAGACGAAGGGAAAGGAGAAGCCAGAGAAAAAGGUGGUUGGCAUUUUUGAAUUGUUUAGCUAUGCUGAUCAGGUGGAUGUCCUUUUGAUGGUAGUUGGUUUGAUUGCAGCUGUUGCAAAUGGUACUGGAUUGCCACUUAUGAUCAUUGUCUUUGGAGAGAUGACAAACAGCUUUGUGCUAAGUGGUGUGAAAUCAAACGUGUCGGAAGAUACUUCAGUAAAUAGUUCCAGCUGUCCAUUAAUUCCAAGCAUAGAUAUAGAAGCUGAAAUGACUAAGUUUGCUUACUACUACGUGGGACUUGGCUGUGCUUUGUUGGUCCUCAGCACCAUCCAAGUAUCGACGUUUUUGAUUGCUGCUACGAGGCAGGCAGCACGGAUCCGGCAGAAGUUCUUUUUUGCAGUGCUCCAUCAAGAUAUGGCUUGGUUUGAUACUACCCAGAUAGGAACGCUGAACACCAGACUGACGGAUGACAUCAGCACCAUCCAUGAAGGCAUCGGAGACAAGAUCUGUAUAUUUGUACAGUUUUUUGCCACAUUUCUGGCAGGGAUUAUCAUAGGAUUCAUCUACGGGUGGAAGCUGACACUGGUGAUUUUGUCAGUCAGCCCUCUGCUUGCUGCAUCAGCAGCAGUUUGGUCAACUCUCCUGGCAUCCCUUACUGCUAAAGAGCUGUCUGCUUAUGCCAAAGCAGGAGCUGUGGCAGAAGAAAUCUUGACAGCAAUAAGGACUGUUGUGGCUUUCAAUGGACAGCAGAAGGCAUUAGCAAAAUAUGAUGCUAACUUAGAGAUGGCUAGAAGUGUUGGAGUGAAAAAAUCCAUUACCACCAACACAUCACUAGGUGUUUCACAAUUUCUUAUCUUUGGAUCCUAUGCACUUGCAUUUUGGUAUGGAACCAAGCUCACUGCUGAGGAGGAAAAUUAUGACAUUGGCCGUGUGUUAAUUGUGUUCUUCUCUGUGCUCAUCGGAGCCUUCUCCCUGGGCCAGGGGGCUCCCAACCUGGAGAGUGUGGCUAAGGCACGUGGGGCUGCCUAUGAAGUAUAUCGGAUUAUCAAUAAGAAACGGCUCAUAGAUAGCAGUUCUAAGGAAGGCUACAAACCAGACAAGCUCAUAGGAGAAAUAGAAUUCAGAAACAUCCAUUUCAGUUACCCAUCCAGACCUGAUGUUGAAAUCCUCAAAGGUCUAAACUUGAAAGUUCAACCUGGGAAGACCAUUGCUUUAGUUGGUGCCAGUGGCUGUGGAAAAAGCACUACAGUUCAGUUGCUGCAGAGAUUCUACGAUCCUGUCCAGGGAGAAAUUACCUUAGAUGGUCGGGAUAUUCGGACACUUAAUGUAAAGUGGCUAAGAGAAAAUAUCGGUAUUGUGAGCCAGGAGCCUGUUUUGUUUGCAACAACAAUAGCAGAGAACAUUCGUUAUGGCCGAGAAGAUAUUUCUGAUGCUGAAAUUGAGCAAGCAGCCAAGGAAGCCAAUGCUUUUGACUUCAUAUCUAGACUGCCUGAUAAAUUUAACACCAUGGUAGGCGAAAGAGGGGCUCAGCUGAGUGGGGGACAGAAGCAGCGAAUAGCUAUUGCUCGUGCCCUGGCAAGAAAUCCCAAGAUUCUUCUUCUGGAUGAAGCUACCUCUGCACUAGAUACUCAGAGUGAAUCCAUAGCUCAAGCAGGUCUCAAUAAGGCUCGGACUGGACGUACCACCAUUGUGAUUGCUCACAGACUGUCGACCAUCAGGACUGCUGACACUAUUGCUGGAUUUGAGAAAGGUGUCGUCGUUGAACAAGGAACACACAGUGAACUCAUGUCGCAGAAGGGAGUCUACUAUUCUCUUGUAAUGCAGCAGGGUUGUAGCAAUAAUGUUCAAGAUAAUGGGACAUCAGAAGAAAGUGAAGACAGAGAGGAUGAGGAAUAUGAGGAAAAUGACAGAAAUUAUCUUGUGGAGGAGCUGACUCUUCAAGAUCAUUUUGAAGAAUUGGUGAUCUCUGGGAGAGGCAGCAUUCAAAGAAGAUCCAGCAGAUAUAAAAGCAAGAGGUGCUCUUCUAAGAAAAAGUCCUCUGGAGAAAAGAAAAAAAAAGAGCUGGAGGAAGAAAACCUCCCUGCUGUGCCUUAUUCAAGAAUCCUGGCUCUGAACAAACCCGAGUGGCUGUAUGUAUUGCUGGGAGUGAUUGCUGCUGCUGUCUCAGGUGGGGUCCACCCUGCAUUCGCUGUUAUAUUUGGAAAAAUCAUUGGGGCUUUUCAAGAAACAGAUCCAGAAAAGAGGAAUAAAAACACUUUGGUGCUUUCUUUAAUGUUUCUUUUACUUGGAGUGAUUACCUUAGCAGCAUAUAUAAUCCAAGGGUUCAUGUUUGGGAAAUCUGGGGAAAUACUAACCAUGAGACUGCGCUCUUUGUCCUUCAGAGCAUUACUUCACCAGGAGGUUGGAUGGUAUGAUGACCAGAAAAAUGCUGUUGGUGUUCUGCUAACUCGGCUUGCUACAGAUGCUUCUCAAGUCAAAGGGGCAACUGGAAGCCGACUUGGACUGAUAACUAUGACUGUCUUUACCCUUCUGACUGCCAUCGUUAUUGCUUUUGUAUAUGGCUGGCAGUUAACUUUGCUUAUCCUGGCCUGCGUUCCUUUCCUUAUUGCUACAAAUGCUGCAAGAGUUAGCUCUGUGUCUGGUCAUGCUGCAAAAGAUCAAAAAGCUUUGGAAGAGGCUGGAAGAAUUUCAACAGAAUCUGUUGAAAACAUAAGAACUGUAGCUUCACUGACCAGGGAAGAAGCAUUUUAUGAAAGAUAUGUUACAAGUUUGAAUGGUCCAUAUAGAGAUUCUCUGACAAAAGCCCCUUUCUAUGGAUUUACCUACGGAGUAGCUCAGUGUGCAAGCUACUUUAUUAACGCGGCAGUCUUCAGAUUUGGGGCAUGGCUCAUUGCCCAUUGUCUGAGCAACUUUGAAAACGUAUUUAUAGUCUUCUCUUCCAUCAUAUUUGCAGCUAUGAAUGUUGGUCAGUCUGCUUCCCUGGCACCAGAUUAUAGUAAAGCUAGAAUGUCAGCCCAAAGAAUCUUUCAACUUUUGGACAGAAAACCUCUAAUUGACAGUUACAGUGAAGAAGGUGAAAAAUUGAGCAAUUUUGAAGGCAACAUUGAAUUCAGAAACAUCCGUUUUGUGUAUCCAACAAGGCCAGAAGUUCAAGUUUUGCGAGGACUCAAUGUGAAGGUUAACAAAGGACAGACUCUGGCAUUAGUGGGAAGCAGUGGCUGUGGCAAAAGCACAUCCAUUCAGCUCUUGGAGAGAUUUUAUGACCCUGUGGAAGGACAAGUGUUAGCAGAUGGAUUUGAUACCAAAUCUUUGCAUUUACAAUGGCUGAGGUCCAGACUGGGCCUGGUGUCACAGGAGCCCAUUUUGUUUGACUGCAGCAUUGCUGAAAACAUUCAAUAUGGAGACAACAGUAGGGUGGUUAGUCAGGUGGAAAUUGAAGAAGCAGCUAAAGCAGCAAAUAUUCAUACCUUCAUUGAAAAACUGCCGGAGAAAUAUAAUACCCGGGUGGGUGAGAAAGGAACACAACUUUCUGGAGGCCAAAAACAAAGAAUAGCAAUUGCCCGUGCUCUGGUUCGUAAUCCUGCCAUUCUGCUUCUGGAUGAAGCUACCUCUGCUCUUGACACAGAAAGUGAAAAGAUCGUCCAGAAAGCUCUGGAUAACGCCCGGCAAGGUCGAACCUGCAUCGUCAUCGCUCACCGCCUGACGACUGUACAGACUGCAGACAUCAUUGCAGUGAUCCAGAACGGCAGGGUGGUUGAGCAGGGCACCCACAGCCAGUUACUGGCAAAGGAAGGACACUACUAUGCCCUUGUAAAUGCACAAGUCUCUAAUUAG